This is a messenger RNA of Cavia porcellus (domestic guinea pig), 2981 nucleotides long. RefSeq names its product mediator complex subunit 26 (gene Med26). Bases 288 to 2039 code for a protein of 583 amino acids. Gene Ontology annotation, cellular component: core mediator complex; mediator complex; nucleus. The transcript is spliced from 3 exons. Lineage: Eukaryota; Metazoa; Chordata; Mammalia; Rodentia; Caviidae. The record is from RefSeq and is a predicted model, not a curated record. Gene Ontology annotation, biological process: positive regulation of gene expression; regulation of transcription by RNA polymerase II. Gene Ontology annotation, molecular function: transcription coregulator activity.
GCUCCGCGCAGGGGCAGCUCACUGGAGUUUGGUUCUCGAGGCGGUGGCGGUGGCGGCGGCGUCGGCGGCGGUGGCGGCGGCGCUCCCGCGGCUCCUCCACCUCCCUCGGCGCCGGCGGCGGCCGGGGCCCGAACCCGGCUCCCUCUCCGCCACCCCGUGCGCCCCUAGUUCCCCCGGCGCCGCGGGGAACAUGCGGCUCCGCUCCCGGAGGCCGGCGAGUGAGUGACCCCGGUUCCCCGCCUCAGCCCGCCCGCCGGCCCGGCCGCUCCCCCCGUCUCGCCCAGGCAAUGACAGCGGCUCCGGCGUCUCCGCAGCAGAUGAGGGACCGGCUGCUGCAGGCCAUCGACUCCCAGAGCAACAUCCGGAACAUGGUCGCGGUGCUGGAAGUCAUCUCCAGUCUGGAGAGAUACCCCAUUACCAAAGAGGCCCUGGAGGAGACUCGACUCGGGAAGCUCGUCAACGACGUUCGCAAGAAAACCAAGAACGAGGAGCUCGCCAAGCGGGCCAAGAAGCUGCUCCGAAGCUGGCAGAAGCUCAUUGAGCCAGCUCAGCAGAGCGAGGCGGCCCUGCGUGGGGCCAAUGGGGGUGCUCACAAUUGCCGGCCGGAGCCUGGGGCCAUUGUGCCCAAGGGCAUCCCUGACCUCAAGCACCGAAAUGACCUCCAGAGGUUGCCAGGCCCGCGGCUGGACAGGCUGGGAAGCCGCAAGCGCCGAGGGGACCAGCGUGACCUCGGCCACCCCGGCCCGCCCCCCAAGGUCUCCAAGGCUGGCCAUGACCUCCUGGGUCCCAACUGCUCUCCUCGUCCUACCAAUGGGAUCAGCGGGAGCCCGGAGAGCUUCCCCAGCCCCGUAGAUGGCAGUGGGCUCCUGAGUUCUGAAGGCAGCCGCCUGGAGGCCGACGAGAAUGACCAGCUCAGUGGCAAGGUCCCUGUGAACGCCGUGAGGCCGCACCCUGGCUCCCCAGGACUCGGCCGGCCCCCCGGGCCCUGCCUGCAGGCUAAGGUAGAGGAGACCCCUGGCCCUCCCCACCCCAGGGCUCCAUCCCGCUGCUCCUUCAGCCCCCGGAACUCACGGCAGGAGGGCUCCUUUGCCCGACAUCGGAGCCCCUACACGCCCAAGGGCUCUGUGUCUAGCCCUUUGCCUCGGCCCUCAGUGCUGGAGGCCACGCAGGUGCCAUCCCCGCUGCCACCAGCCCAGCCGUCCACACCCCCUGUACGGCGGAUGGAGCUGCUGCCCAGUGCAGAGAGUCCAGCACGUUGGCCGGAGCAGCCUGAGGGACACCAGCGGCUGGCAGGCCCAGGCUGCAAGGCUGGGUUGCCCCCCGCAGAGCCACACCUGCCCGUCUCAGGCUUCUCCCCGGACUCCUCCAAGGCAGACAGCGAUGCGGCCUCCUCAGGUGGCUCGGACAGUCGGAAGAGGAAGAGGUACCGGUCUCGUGACUAUAUGGUGAACUUGGACGGGCAGGUGGCCGAGACGGGUGUCAAGCCUGUCCGGUUAAAAGAGCGCAAGCUCACCUUUGACCCAAUGACCAGACAGAUCAGACCUCUGACCCAGAAAGAGCCAGCACGGGCUGACAGCCCUGCGCUCACAGAGCAGCCACCCCGGACAGACCUGGAAAAGCAGGAGGCCAAGGUGAGCCUCCAGAGCCCCUUCGAGCAGACAAACUGGAAGGAGCUGUCCCGCAACGAGAUCAUCCAGUCGUACCUGAGCCGCCAAAGCAGCCUGCUGUCGUCGUCAGGUGCACAGACCCCGGGUGCACACCACUUCAUGGCCGAGUACCUGCGGCAGGAGGAGAGCUCACGGCGCGGGGCCCGGCAGCCACACGUGCUGGUACCCCACGCGCCGCCCGCCACUCUCCCAGGGCUGAGCCGAGAGGUGACGCAGGAUGACCUGGAGCGCCUGGAGGCUGGCCAGUGGCCGGGGGUGAAUGGGUGUCGGGACACACAGGGUAACUGGUAUGACUGGACGCAGUGCAUAGCGCUCGACCCGCACGGUGAUGACGGGCGGUUGAACAUUCUGCCUUACGUGUGCUUGGACUGAGGCCAGCCUGGAGCUUGUCCCCACCUCGGGCUAGGGGUACGGGUGGGGUGCGGGCCUCCCUCUGGCCCUUCCCUCCACACUCUCCUUCUUUUGUGAAAUGCUGCUAUCAGUUUACUAACAUGAUUGCAAAGGAAGGACUGCGCAGAAGGAAGGACAGCCAGGGGAGUUCAGAACUCUGGCAACCAGCUGUGCAGGCAUCAGGCCUGUUGCCCACCAGAGGGGGGUCAUAUGCGGCUCCGCCUAGGGCCCUUCGGUAGGCAGGCAGGCAGGCAGGCAGGCAGGCAGAGGACCGCAGUGGGAGAGGGUUACCUUUAUCGGCGACAGACGCACGCAUCUCAUGUCUUUCUGUCUUUUCUGUUCCCGAGUCAGCCCAGUGUCUGUGAGAUGGUGGGCUGGCCUCGGCCUCUGCUCUCCACCCAGCCCGUCUGUGAGCCGCUGGCAUCGGGUGGGUAGGCUGGCUGGCCGGCAUACCCCACACUCCACGGGCACCCACCCAUUCCUGUCUGGUUUCAGUUGAACCCCCAUUCUUAAAGAAAUGCUGCAGAAAUUUCAGUUUCCUUGAGUUUAUUUUUAUGUUCUCUUCAGCUGACCACCAGCCAGAUAAUACCUUUUUCCCUCACCCUUUCUGUCCUCCUCCCUCCCUGCACAUGCCUAGAGAACUUCACCUUUCCAGAGCCUUGCCAGCUGUCCGCCCCCAGCAGAGCAGGUGCGAACAGCAGGGAGGCCGUCUGUGCCGGGACACUCAUAACCAUUCCCUUAGAUGUGUUUGCCUUAUGGUUAUUUGUCAUAAACGCGAUUUGCAAAAACGAAGAGCCUUAGUGAAUGUACAGUACCUAGACUUCUGUGUCCUCAGGACGUAGAAGGAGCAACUUUGCUAUUUGGUCCAGUAAGUGGACACCUUGUGAUAUAAAUGUGGAAAUAAAAACAAAACAUUUGCACAAA